GAGGUGAAAAAUGUAGACCUAAACUGUGCUCAGAACUGCAACAACCAUCACACACAGUUUUUUAGUUCUAAUAAACUAAUUGUGAGAAGAGGCCAGCUGUUUGGGUUCUAUGUGCAUUUCCAAAACCGAGAAUGGGAUGAUGACAAGGACAAGAUCACAUUCACGGUGGCAACAGGUCCGAAACCCUGCGAAUCUCUUGGAACAAAGAGCACCUUUCCUUUAGGGAAAUGUCCAAAUCAAAGCCACUGGAAUGCUUGCUACAAACUCCAUAAUGAACAAAGCCUCCAUGUCAGUCUGUUCCCUCCCGCCAGUGCCUGUAUUGGCUGCUACACUCUGAAUAUGUGUCUGGUGUCAUGUGAACACUCAAGCACCCAACAUCUGGGAGACUUUUAUGUUCUCUUCAACCCUUGGUGUUCUGAUGACCCUGUCUAUUUAGACAACCAAGCUCACAGAGAAGAGUAUGUCCUGAAUGAGCAUGGGAUUGUAUUCCAGGGGCUUCCCAAACACGUAACUUCUCAUCCAUGGUAUUUUGGACAGUUCCAAGAUGGCAUUCUGGAUAUCUGUCUGAAAAUUCUGGACACAAGUACAAACUUCCUUCGUGAUCCUGGCAUGGAUUAUUCCUGUCGCAAUGAUCCCGCGUACAUCAGCAGGGUGUUGAACAGUAUGAUCUGUUGCCAUAAGAAGAAAAGCAUUCUGAAACUUCCACCCAGUAAUAACUACUUGCAGGGACACAAUCCUUUAAUGUGGAAUGGAAGUGCCCCUAUCCUCCGCCAGUGGUUUCAGAGCAAGUGCAAGCCUGUCAAAUAUGGGUACUGCGGGACGUUUGCUUCGGUCAUGUGUACAGUUAUGAGAUGUUUGGGAAUCCCAAGCCGAGUCGUCACAGGCUUCUAUUGCGCUUUGAAUGCUGUUGAUCCUCUCACUGUCCAGGAGGUUUAUGACUAUACAGGCAAAACUUUAAGUGGCAAAGAACACAUCUGGGUACAUCAUUGCUGGAAUGAAUCUUGGAUGGCCCGAAAAGACAUAAACCAAGCUAUGAGUGACUGGCAAUAUCUGGAUCCGACACCUAUAGAAACUAGUAAAGGAUCAGUGUGCAGUGGCCCUAUCUGGGUCAAAAGCAUCAGAGAUGGAGAUGUGGAUACUGAUUCUGAUGGCCCUCGUGUAUUUUGUAUGCUAAAUGCAAGGAGUACAGCCUGGGUUUCUCAAGGUAGAGGCAAGAAGACAAAACUGCACUGUGAUAUCUGGCCUUGUGGGCAAUGCAUCAGCACCAAAAGUGUUGGCGGAGAUUUGCGUGAGGAUGUCACUGAUGCUUACAAGCAUGAAUUAGGUUCUCUGCAAGAGAAAAAAGCCUUCUAUAAAGCUUGCAGAAAAAUCAAUUCUCAAUACCUCAAUGUGCCCAAUUCUGAAAUCGACAAAGAUAUAGCAUCCCAGAGAAACAAAACUUUGAAAGACACUGGGGUGACAAUGAAAUUUAAGAUGGCUAAUUGUCCCCUUUAUGGUCAAGAUGUUCAAAUAAAGUGGAUGCUUGAAAACUUGUCGAAUGAGGCUAAAGACAGGAAAUUCAACCUUUGUGCUCAGGGAAUGAUAUAUAAUGGCUGUUCACUGGAUCCAAUCUGGAAAGACUGUGUGCAUGUUACACUUGGCCCCAAAGAAGUGAAGACGAUUAAGAUAGAGAUACCCUAUGAAAGUUAUGGGUCACACCUUUGUGAUUAUAAUAUUAUGAGGGUAGCAGCUGUCUCAAUGCCAGAGCCUAAGGGAGAAAUCAUGAUGGUGGAGAGAGAUAUCCUGAUUGACAGCCUUCCCAUUGAGAUAAAGGUUUUAAACUAUCCGAAAUUGAAUGCACCAUGUUCAGCUGAAGUCACCUUCUCUAAUCCCCUCAAAGAAGAUCUCAAGAACUGUGUGCUGCACUUGGAGGGUUAUGGACUGUUUGGUGAGCCGAUCGCUACUGAACUGGGAACACUGGCUGCUAAUCACAAGACACAAACGUGUGUUGAGUUUACUCCAUAUAGGAAUGGCAAACACCGAUUCAUUGCCAAUGUCAGCUGCAACAAGUUCUGUAACUGCAAAGGAUAUGCCAACGUAGACAUGGGGAAUCCCCCACCAACCUCUGGAGAAGGAGGAGCAUAAGUAAUACAAGAGGGAAAACACUGAAUCUGUAAAUAAUAAAGAUAUGUUUUGUAGUUCUA
Molecule: messenger RNA, 2183 nt
Organism: Podarcis raffonei (Aeolian wall lizard)
Lineage: Eukaryota; Metazoa; Chordata; Lepidosauria; Squamata; Lacertidae
Product: protein-glutamine gamma-glutamyltransferase 5-like
Exons: 12
Coding region: 340-2124 (594 amino acids)
Biological process (GO): peptide cross-linking
Molecular function (GO): protein-glutamine gamma-glutamyltransferase activity
Source: RefSeq, a predicted model, not a curated record